Molecule: messenger RNA, 1115 nt
Organism: Arabidopsis thaliana (thale cress)
Lineage: Eukaryota; Viridiplantae; Streptophyta; Magnoliopsida; Brassicales; Brassicaceae
Product: RING/U-box superfamily protein
Exons: 6
Coding region: 350-979 (209 amino acids)
Molecular function (GO): metal ion binding
Source: RefSeq, marked reviewed
CACAACGACGCCGUAACGCUGAAUCAGCGCCAAGCGGAGAGAGACCUGAGUCAGUGAGUUGGUAUGGCGGCGAAGGAGAUCGCCGGCGGGAGCGGUUCUAUUGACGAUGGAUCCGAUUUUGAUCCAUGUCCUAUUUGCCUUGGACAAUUCCUCCGUGAAUCCUACCUUGAUACCUGUUUCCACAAGUUUUGUUUCAAUUGUAUAAAACAAUGGAUCAAAGUUGUUUCAAGCAAGGCCUCUAAGCAACGUUCCUCAGUGACAUGUCCUCUCUGUAAGGUCUGCUUCUUGGAAACGCUCUUUUCUGCUCACAACACCUUGAAGAACUUGUUUACAGGAAUGACCAUAACUUAUGCAGACAGAGAAUUUAUCCAUCAUCCACAACUACGAUGGAUGUUCUUUUGAGCGGCAUUAUAUCGACCCGAAUAUUCCAGAUGGUUUUGUAUUAACAAAAGAACAGAGAUACAGGUUGCAGUGUUACUACACCGAAUCAGGUUUCCUCGCCGAUGUAUUCGAUGUUGCACGGUUUUGGAAGCUGCAAAAGUUUCUCCAGCCGAACCGGUGCCUUGAAGCCUGGUUGAGGAGGGAGCUUCAAGCUCUGAUGCAGGAGGAAGAUGUUGAUAUUGUUCUGCAUCAUUUGGUCGGUGUGAUGGAAUCCUUCUGCAAAAGAAUCAAACAGAGACGCAAACAAGAAACAAGAAGCGCAGAGACAACAAAUCAAGAACAAUUCAAAGCAGUUGUCUCAGAAGCAGCACGUCCAUUUGUAAUGGCGAGAACAGACCGAUUUGUGGAUGAACUUGAACUCUUUCUGGCCGCGGGACUAAACUUGGAGGCUUAUGAUGCAAUCUAUAAGCAGGGUUUAGAGGGGAACAACCGAAGAGAGAUCGGUGCAGCUAGUGAAGAAAGAGAAGAAGUGGAAGAACAUAAUGUAAGAACACGAGUGACUCCUUAUUUGUUUAUCUUCGAGGAAGACUCAGACUGAGACAAAACACUUAUCACUUCUGUACCAUAUAAAGAAACUCAUAACUUCGAUUAAUGAUAUACCAGUUUCGAUUUGUUUGUUUUACUUUGUGUAAUGCUAACGAAACCAACCAUACCAUUUUAUUCUGUUCUCUUUU